AUCUCUCUUACCUACCGUCCCUCUCCCUAAUGUAGUUCACAGGCCAUGGCUCCAUCUAAACCUCUCCAUCUCUUUUUAAUUUUAACGGUCACGAUCAAUCUCUGCUCUGCCGAGUUACCUUCUUUUCGAGAAGCGCCGGCAUUUCGAAACGGUAGAGAAUGUCCCAGAACGACAUGGUCAUCCCUCGACAAACAUAUCCACAACCCUUCCAUUAUCCACAUCGCCAUGACCUUAGACACCGCUUACCUCCGUGGAUCCGUCGCCGGAGUCUACUCCGUCCUCCACCACGCCACUUGUCCCGAGAACAUCGCCUUCCAUUUCAUCACCACGCACAGCCAUGGCGCUAAACUAACGCGCGCCAUUACCACCACAUUUCCUUACCUCAAUUUCCACAUCUACUACUUCAACACUAACCUCGUCAAAGGAAAGAUCUCGACCUCCAUCCGACGUGCGCUAGAUCAGCCUUUGAAUUACGCUCGUAUGUACUUGGCUGAUCUUCUUCCGGCUGGAGUCCGCCGGAUCAUCUACUUUGAUUCUGACCUCAUCGUCGUCGAUGACGUCAUUAAUUUAUGGAGCAUCAAUUUGAGAGGUCACGUAUUGGGAGCUCCCGAGUACUGCCACGCCAACUUCACCAACUACUUCACCUCCAAAUUCUGGUCGAACCCGGUAUUUACGGCGCCGUUCAAAGGGAGAUCGAGAAACCCGUGUUACUUCAACACUGGCGUUAUGGUAAUCGAUUUGUGGAAAUGGAGAGAAGGGAAAUACACGGAGAAAUUAGAGAACUGGAUGAAGAUUCAGAAACGAUAUCGUAUCUACGAGCUUGGUUCUUUGCCUCCAUUUUUGUUAGUUUUCGCCGGUGAGGUGGAAGGGAUGGAGCACCGAUGGAACCAGCACGGGCUCGGCGGUGAUAACUUGGAAGGCUUAUGCCGGGCUCUUCACCCUGGUCCAGUUAGCUUGUUGCAUUGGAGCGGUAAGGGAAAGCCAUGGCUCAGGAUCGAUUCGAAGAAACCUUGUCCGUUGGAUUCCUUGUGGGCUCCUUACGAUCUGUUUCGUUAUCCGUCUUUGUUCUCCGACAGCUAAUGUUCAUCGAAAAUUUCGUUAAAGAAUGAGGACACGUGUAAAAAUAAGAAAUCACCUUGCAACCUGCUCGAUAAGUGAAAAUAUGGAGUUACCAA
Molecule: messenger RNA, 1175 nt
Organism: Hibiscus syriacus
Lineage: Eukaryota; Viridiplantae; Streptophyta; Magnoliopsida; Malvales; Malvaceae
Product: probable galacturonosyltransferase-like 3
Exons: 1
Coding region: 46-1080 (344 amino acids)
Cellular component (GO): Golgi apparatus
Molecular function (GO): glycosyltransferase activity
Source: RefSeq, a predicted model, not a curated record